Messenger RNA from Xyrauchen texanus (razorback sucker), 5293 nucleotides. Its product is annotated as nuclear factor 7, brain-like. NCBI's taxonomy places the organism in Eukaryota, Metazoa, Chordata, Actinopteri, Cypriniformes, Catostomidae. Gene Ontology annotation, biological process: protein ubiquitination. The record is from RefSeq and is a predicted model, not a curated record. The transcript has 14 exons. The coding region runs from base 683 to 3553 and encodes 956 amino acids. Gene Ontology annotation, molecular function: zinc ion binding; ubiquitin-protein transferase activity; protein binding.
GUAAACACACUGUUGUAUCGGGGCAGGAGAACAAAACAUUUCAGUGCGAUUCUCUCCAAUGAUUCGGAAUCGAUUCUGAGUCACUUUAAACCGCACAUACAUUUAAGUCAAGUGUACAAACACGAGCAUUCGUGCCCGAAUGAAACUACAAUCCCGAAAUUAAUUCACACACACUCGUUUAAUGACACAUGUUAUGUAUGUCGCUGUUUUUUCUGCUGCUUCUUAAAUGAUGGUUUUGCUGCUCAGCUGUAUGAUCGUCAAACUCAUUUAUACAUAAGAUCAUCUAUGAUGGAUCAUAGUGCUCUACCUCCAUGGGCUGAUAUUCCACAAUCAUUACUGUCCACAUCAACGCAGUUAGCCGCUGAUUCUGGUGGUGGUUUUCAGCACUGAAGUUCCCGCAGACAUCAGAGGAAGUGAGGGGGGAAAAGGGCGGGAAUGCAGGUGAAGCUGAGACUGUUCUGGAAGCGAGGAGUCGUCGGAAAAUGGCGUCGAUCGCAGCAGAGGAGUUUAGCCUCGGUGUAUCCUGCUUAUCCGUGGAUUGAUUCUCCCUCUUCUAUGGCUGGUAAUGUUAGAUUUUCCCACCGGCGAGUCCCUGUGAACUCCGCGCGCCUCCUCGCAAAAUCCCUGACGAAAUCGUUACUACAUCUCUCAAGAUGGCACUGGAUUAAAGAGAGGAAGAGCAAUGGCAGACUCUUCAUCAACAUCACCAAAACAAAAACCAACCAGGAGAAACAGUUUAACGUUUUUACAUCCACACAUGUCGUCCUCCAGUAGUGCACUAAAUGAGGAGCUUCAGUGUUCAAUCUGUCUGGAUGUGUUCACUGAUCCAGUCUCAACUCCAUGUGGACACAACUUCUGCAAGACCUGCCUGAAUGAAUGCUGGAAAAACACUCAGAACUGCAGCUGUCCAUUCUGUAAAGAAACAUUCAGCAAAAGACCUGAUCUGAAGAUUAAUACAACACUCAGAGAGCUCGUGCAACACUUUGAGAAGAAGUUUAAUCUGGGUAAAUCUGAAGUUCUCUGUGACUUCUGUGAUGAAAGAAAGCAGAAAGCCGUGAAGUCUUGUCUGAUGUGUCAAAGCUCUUACUGUGAAACUCACCUGGAGCCUCAUCGGAGAGUCCCACGACUAAAGAAACACAAACUGAUGGACGCUGUGGAGAAACUGGAGGAUUAUAUAUGCCAGAAACACGAGAGACCUCUGGAGCUGUUCUGCAGAGAUGAUCAGACGUGUGUGUGUUUGUUCUGCACUGAAGGAGACCACAAGACUCACAACACUGUUCCUAUAGAGGACGAGAGUGCAGAGAAGAAGAAUCAGCUGGUAAAGACACAGACAGACGUGCAGCAGAUGAUCCAGAACAGAAUGAAGAAGAUUCAAGACAUCCAACACUCUGUAGAGAUGAGAAAGAGAAACACAGAAGAAGAGAAAUCACACAGUGUUGAGGUGUUCACGACUCUGAUCCGCUCCAUUGAGAGAUGUCAGACUGAAGUUGUUGAGAUGUUGGAGGAGAAGCAGAAAGCAGCAGAGAAACAGGCUGAAGAUCUCAUUAAAGAGCUGGAGCAGGAGAUCACUGAGCUAAAGAGGAGAAACUCUGAGCUGGAGCAGAUCUCACACACUGAAGAUCAUCUUCAUCUCCUACAGAUUGACCCGUCCCUGUACAGCCCUAAAAACAGUAAGAACUGGACUGAGAUCAGUAUUGACACUCAUGUGAGUGUGAACACUAUGAAUACAGCUCUGACUCGACUCAAAGACACUCUACAUGAGACUUUAGAUCAAAAACUCGGUCAAACUGGCUCAACACAAAUGCCUGUUCCAGCAAGUACAUCCAGACAACCUGCAAGAAGAACAACUAGAGAAACAACAGGAUUAAAGAGAGGAAGAGCAAUGGCAGAAUCUUCAUCAACAUCAUCAAAACGAAAGCUAACCAGGAGAAACAGUUCAGAAGAUUUACCUCCAUACAUGUCGUCCUCCAGUAGUGCACUAAAUGAGGAGCUUCAGUGUUCAAUCUGUCUGGAUGUGUUCACUGAUCCAGUCUCAACUCCAUGUGGACACAACUUCUGCAAGACCUGCCUGAAUGAAUGCUGGAAAAACACUCAGAACUGCAGCUGUCCAUUGUGUAAAGAAACAUUCAGCAAAAGACCUGAUCUGAAGAUUAAUACAACACUCAGAGAGCUCGUGCAACACUUUGAGAAGAAGUUUAAUCUGGGUAAAUCUGAAGUUCUCUGUGACAUCUGUGAUGAAAGAAAGCAGAAAGCCGUGAAGUCUUGUCUGAUGUGUCAAAGCUCUUACUGUGAAACUCACCUGGAGCCUCAUCGGAGAGUCCCACGGCUAAAGAAACACAAACUGAUGGACGCUGUGGAGAAUCUGGAGGAUUACAUAUGCCAGAAACACGAGAGACCUCUGGAGCUGUUCUGCAGAGAUGAUCAGACGUGUGUGUGUUUGUUCUGCACUGAAGGAGACCACAAGACUCACAACACUGUUCCUAUAGAGGACGAGAGUGCAGAGAAGAAGAAUCAGCUGGUAAAGACACAGACAGACGUGCAGCAGAUGAUCCAGAACAGAAUGAAGAAGAUUCAAGACAUCCAACACUCUGUAGAGAUGAGAAAGUUCAAAGAGAAAUCACACAGUGUUGAGGUGUUCACGACUCUGAUCCGCUCCAUUGAGAGAUGUCAGACUGAAGUUGUUGAGAUGUUGGAGGAGAAGCAGAAAGCAGCAGAGAAACAGGCUGAAGAUCUCAUUAAAGAGCUGGAGCAGGAGAUCACUGAGCUAAAGAGGAGAAACUCUGAGCUGGAGCAGAUCUCACACACUGAAGAUCAUCUUCAUCUCCUACAGAUUGACCCGUCCCUGUACAGCCCUAAAAACAGUAAGAACUGGACUGAGAUCAGUAUUGACACUCAUGUGAGUGUGGACACUCUGAAUACAGCUCUGACUCGACUCAAAGACACUCUACAUGAGACUGUAGAUCAAAAACUUGGUAAAACUGUAUUGAGGAGGAUGCAGCAGUAUGCAGUGGAUGUGACUCUGGAUCCUGAUACAGCUCAUCCUAAUCUCAUCCUGUCUGAUGAUGGAAAACAAGUGAAACAUGGAGACAUUAGACAAAAACUCCCAGAUAAACCAGAGAGAUUUGAUACAUGUGCAAUUGUCCUGGGAAAGAAGGGAUUCAGUUCAGGCAGAUUUUAUUUUGAGGUGCAGGUGAAGGGAAAGACUGAGUGGGAUUUAGGAGUGGUCAGAGAAUCCAUUAACAGGAAGGGAGAGAUCACACCGACUCCAGUGAAUGGAUUCUGGACUGUGUGGUUGAGGAAUGAGAAUGAAUAUAAAGCCUGUGAAGAUCCUUCUGUUUCUCUGUGUGUGAGAAUGAAGCCACAGAAGGUUGGUGUGUUUGUGGAUUAUGAGGAGGGUCUGGUCUCCUUUUAUGAUGUGGAGUCCAGCUCUCAUAUCUACUCUUUCACUGGUCAGUCUUUCACUCAAACACUCUUUCCAUAUUUUUGCCCAAGUCUUAAUGAUGAAGGUAAAAACUCAACUCCACUGAUCAUCACACCUGUCAGUUACAAUUAAUGAAUUUACACCCCAUAAAUAUAAAAACUACAUGAACAUUAGAUUUGUACAUUUCUUAAAAGACAAUAUGAGGUAUGGCUGCUAGGGAGAUCUGGAUGGUUGCUAGGGAGAUCUGGAUGGUUGCUAGGGAGAUAUGGAUGGUUGCUAGUGUGUUCUGUGUGGUGUCAUUUUUAUAUCACCAGAACUUGAAUUUGAAAAAGCAAUUCAUGAUGGAAAUAUUUUGUGUAAAUUCACCUAAAAUAAAUUCAGGUUGUGUAAUUUGAGUUUUUAUUAGUCAAGUGGUGAAAUUCAGGUGUAAUUAAAAUGUUUGAUGUAUUAAUGUCAUACAGAAAGUUUACACACAAUAACAGAACAAUGUCGACAUUGUGUGAAAUGUUCAUUCAGAUCCUUUUUCAGUGAAGUGAAACUUUUCAUUCAGUUUUUAUAUUAUUUGUAUUAAUUUUUUUUAUCAUUUUCGAUUUGUUUUAUUAUUAUUUGGGGGGUUAAAGUGUUAAGAACAGUUUCCAUUCUGUAAGAGCUGAGCUAAGAUGUGAUGGAUCAGAGGGACACGAAGCAGUGCUUAAAUAGUUCAACUCUUGCAAAAGAUCAUCAACAGCCACACUAGGAACAAGAUAAAGAUGUUCUUCAGUAAGAGAGAGGCAACUUUGAGCUCAACAUCAGAACUAGAAUCACCGAGUCCUCUGUACUUCCAUCAUCUGAGGACUCAGUACCAACAUUAUCAAUCUGGAUACGGUCAGAAUAAUGACUUUCAACAGAAACAUCUAAGCUUGAUCCCUGAUUCUCAAGUAUUCCAGACUUUAAGUCAUUUACUGAACAAUCCUCAUGAUUUCUGCUUCUGUGAGUUCGAAACGAAACAUAAAUAUUUGUUUUGUGUGAACACCCCUGAAACACACAAACAACUGUUUGGCUGUUUUGCAGGUGCUGUGCGAUAUGUUGAAAAUAGUCUUUUAAAUUCAAAUGUUGAUUGCAACUGCAUAAGAGACAUUUAAAUAUGGUCAGUUCAGCUUGGGAGGAUGACUGAUGACUCAAUAGUGCAUUGCAAGUCUUGCAGGUACAUGGACAGUUGAAACAGAUGCAUGGAUAGGAAUGCUGUCUUCCAUAAUGUCUGUUCAAGCUUAUAAUGUUUAAGAAGCUCAGAUCUUCAUGAAACAGAAGAACAACAGUCUUUGCAUUUCCACAUUCAUCAGAAGAUUAGGAGGGAAAAACACCUUUUGCCACUUAAUACAAUUUACAAAAUGCAGCAUGUUAUAUUUGCAUUUAAUUGAUAGAAACAUUUAAGUUUGUUGUCCGUUAUUAUUAUUUUUUAUGUAUUUUAGGAAAUUAUAGAACAUUAAAAAAGUCCAACAAAAUUCAGUUCCUACUUCAGCAGGAGAGCAAUACUUUUAAAGCAAGUAGAUAUUCAUUUCAUUUGACUAGUUCAUAGAGUAUAAAUCUUUCAAGAGGUUUCAUUAUUUGUUUCAUAAAUAUUUUUCAUUUAUCAAGCAAUGCUGGAAAUAUGCAAAACUCUGCAAUGAAAAGCUGAAAUAGGGAAAUAAGUUUUUUAAAAACAUAGUGAUUAAUUUCUUUGCAAGAUAACAGCAGUCAUUCUCUUUUAACAUUAAUAUUUUACAUUGAUUUUUAAGGAUAUUUCAAACAUUCAAUUACUUACAUUUUAUUUAUUGUUAUUGUCAAAUGAACUUCCAUUACAUUGGGUGAGUAACUUUGUUUGUUUUGUGUUUGUAAUUCUUUAUAAAUAAAUAU